CUUGUCGACAGUAAUAAUAAUCCCAUCUUUUUUUUACGUCCAUCAUUUGUAUUUUAUCUGAUUUCAAGUCACUUUACAUCAAUUGAUUUCAUAGCAGCCGCAAUGUUCGCCCGACAGUGCACACGAUUGGUGUCUUCCCGGACUGCCGUCCCCUUGUCUUCGUACCUUUCCCGUGCUAGGCCGUACUCCUCGGCAACAGGAUAUGAGCACAUCCUGACCUCCAGCCCCAAGCCUGGUGUCGGGCUGAUCACAUUGAACCGCCCCAAAGCCCUCAAUGCCCUUUCCAGCCCUCUCUUCAAAGAGAUCAACGAUGCCCUCUCCAAAUACGAUGAGGACAAGGAGAUUGGCGCCAUAAUCAUCACAGGAAGCGAGAAGGCCUUCGCCGCUGGUGCCGAUAUCAAGGAGAUGGCGCCCUUGACCUUCUCCGCUGCAUAUAGCAACAACUUCAUCGCCCCUUGGUCCCACCUCGCCAACAGUAUCCGUAAACCUGUUAUUGCCGCAGUGUCUGGCUACGCCCUUGGUGGUGGUUGCGAGCUCGCCCUGAUGUGCGACAUCAUCUACUGUACCUCGAAUGCUACCUUCGGUCAACCGGAAAUCAAACUAGGCGUUAUCCCCGGUGCGGGCGGAUCGCAGCGUCUGACUCGUGCAGUAGGAAAGAGCAAGGCCAUGGAGCUGAUCCUGACCGGAAAGAAUUUCAGCGGCAAGGAAGCGGGAGAAUGGGGCGUUGCCGCGAAAGUCGUUGACGGGGGUAAGGAUGAGUUGCUCGAGGAGGCCCUCAAGACUGCCGAGACGAUUGCAGGAUAUAGCCGUGUUGCCGUCGUUGCCGGCAAGGAGGUGGUGAACAAGAGUCAAGAACUCUCGUUGAGAGAGGGCGUUGAGUAUGAGAGGCGGUUGUUCCAUGCGCUUUUCGGAAGUAAAGACCAGAAGAUCGGCAUGACGGCUUUUGCCGAGAAGAAGAAGCCUGAGUGGUCGAAUGAGUAAAGUUGGGUGGAACGCACGAUAUUCCAGAGCCCCCGGCUAGCUUCGCCAUUCGGGUCAAUUUGACAGAAAAAUAACGUAAGACAUUAAUGCAAGAACAGUGAUAACCCAUUGCCUCAAUAUUGUAGCCAACAAUACACAUGUU
This is a messenger RNA of Aspergillus pseudonomiae, 1123 nucleotides long. It is a transcript of the gene echA, whose product is annotated as enoyl-CoA hydratase echA. Lineage: Eukaryota; Fungi; Ascomycota; Eurotiomycetes; Eurotiales; Aspergillaceae. Gene Ontology annotation, biological process: fatty acid beta-oxidation. The record is from RefSeq and is a predicted model, not a curated record. Gene Ontology annotation, molecular function: enoyl-CoA hydratase activity. The transcript is spliced from 4 exons. Bases 103 to 981 code for a protein of 292 amino acids. Gene Ontology annotation, cellular component: mitochondrion.